CAAUAAAAAAUUUUAAGUUGUAGAGUAGGUGUGGUUAUGUUAGAAUUUUAAAAUGGCGGAAGAUUUGGCUUUAUUCUCUUCACUAUUUCAAGGAGCCUUUCCAGAGGAAUGGAAAAGAGAUCCUGAAUUUGUGAGAUACCUUUCAGAAUUAACUUCAUUCUCUAUCAAACGACUCGCACGGGAACCAGACCUGAUCAAAGAGGAACAGGAAUGCGUCUUGAACUCAACACAAAAUCUUGCAUUCAAUAAUUACAAGACAUUUAUACAGACUGCCGAAUGUUCUAGAGAAGUAUUUCGAGAGUUUAUUGCAGUUGAAGACCACGUCAAUAAAUUAAUUGAUAAAUUACCGAAUUUCUCCUCCUCUUGUAAGCAGUUUGGCAAAGACGCUCAAGAUAUAAGCAGCAAACGCAAACUCAAUUCCCUAGCUCUAUCAAGACACACCCAGUUAUUGGAGAUACUAGAGAUACCACAAUUAAUGGAGACAUGUGUACGUAAUGGCUAUUAUGAGGAGGCACUGGAACUGAGUUCACACGUGAAAAGAAUGGAAAAGAAACACAACAACAUACCUAUUAUUAAAAAUAUUGCGUCUGAUAUAGAGCGCUGCUCUAAUCUGAUGCUAAUGGAGUUGAUCCAGCAGUUGCAAGGAAGCAUACAGCUACCGUCUUGUCUCAGGUUGGUCGGUUUGCUGAGGAGGAUGGAUGUUUUCAACGAAUCUCAAUUGAGACUCAAGUUUCUACAGUCGAGGGAUUACUGGUUACAGUCAGUCCUGUCUUCAAUACCUAAGGAUGAUCCUUAUAUGCACAUCAGUAAAACCAUUGAGGCUUGCCGUGUUCACUUGUUUGACAUUGUCACUCAAUACAAAGCCAUAUUCCCUGAUGAUGACACCAUGUUACUCAGCACUCAUAGCAGCUACACUGGAAAACAAGCAGAUGGAACACUCUUCUGUGGCUGGUUAAACAGCAAAAUAUGGCAGUUUCUACAGUUGCUUGAAUCUGAUCUGUUGAAAGGUGUUGGAGGUCGUAUUGACUCGUUGCUCAGUCAGUGCAUGUACUUUGGUCUCUCCUUCAGUCGGGUCGGAGCCGACUUUAGGUUCCUCAUUGUCCCAGUUUUCAUACGAGUCUCUCUCCAGUCAUUCCAGCACUCUGUGAGGAAUGCUAAACACAGUUUUCAUGAAGCCAUGAAACACUUCACUCUCUCCCAGCCUCUACCGCUACUCUCCUCCACGUCUCCCCUCUCCUCUCUCUCUCCUCUCUCUCCCCCUCACUCUCUCCUUCCCUAUCAACCUAUUGUUCUACUCACUAAUUCUCUCAUUUUGGCUUUCAAUGAUCUUCGUUCAUGUGCCCCGAUUGCGCUAGCCCCUGAAGUGAGUCGAGAGGUGGAGAGACUGCUACAAAGUACAGUACAUGAUAUUGGAGAAUAUUAUAAGCUAGAAAAUGGUUCUUUCACACAGACAGAGUUCAAGGCAUUCCAGCAGCUCUGUAAAGCAGUUGCUUUUGAUUUCCUUCCCUACAUUGAGCGGUGUCUCUCGACACUUUAUCCCGAGGAAUCGGUUCAAACGAUUGCCUCUCGUAGCUCACUCUCUCUCAGAAAAAGAAGAGAAGAAGAGGGAGGAGAAGGGAAGUCCCUAUCAUCAUCAUCAUCACGGCAGCGAGUGCUUGUUAAAGUCGGGAUAAAUGCUAAGAGUUUGGCGGAGCCUCUUAGAGAUAUAGUCCCUGAAGUAUUUGAAGAGCAUGAGAAAGAAGAAAUGGCAAAAUCUGUUGCUAAGUUAUUGUCCGAUACAACGACACCUACAAUUGAUUUGUCUGCUCCCACAAUUGAUUCAACUAUAUCCACUGAUGAUUCAUCUACCACUGAAGUUCCUCCUCCCACUAUUGAGCAACCCGCUACUGAAGAACCGACUGAGAAACCCACUGAAGAACCUUUUGAAGGACUUACUGAAGGAGAGCCAGCAGUAUUGGGAGGUGUUGAAGGUUCUCCUCCAGAAGAAACCCGCGAUUCUGCUGAAGAAGAUAGUAUGUAGUUUAUAAGUGAUUUUAUUAUCUUUAAAAAUUAAAAAUAAUAGCUCAUUAA
Molecule: messenger RNA, 2070 nt
Organism: Amphimedon queenslandica
Lineage: Eukaryota; Metazoa; Porifera; Demospongiae; Haplosclerida; Niphatidae
Product: conserved oligomeric Golgi complex subunit 8-like
Exons: 11
Coding region: 53-2020 (655 amino acids)
Biological process (GO): intra-Golgi vesicle-mediated transport
Cellular component (GO): COG complex
Source: RefSeq, a predicted model, not a curated record